AGCUAAAACUUCCGGUUUCUGGCAGGAGUUGUUUCAUUGUGUGUACAUUGAUGAAAUGGGCUCGUAGUUUGUAGAGCGUCAAAUCUGCAGUUUUAGGCGAGGACACGGUCGGUUCUCCUGCAUUGGAUGUGACAGUUCGGACUGCUUCAGUCAAGUCCCGGGAUCUUCAGCGAACCGGAUCCGAAGCUUCGCGGAGAUUCUCGUUCUGGACGCUUCGCUCGGCGAGUCGCUCGUUCAUCCGCGGCGCGCUCGGCUGUUCGGAACGCAUCGAGUUUGGCUUUCAGUUGCGUUCAGUUCGACCGCCUCUCCCUGGAAGUGCCCGUUAUGAACGGGUUCAGCACGGAAGAGGACAGCCACGACGGCCCGCCCGCGCCGCCCUUCUUCGGCCAGAGCUGCUGUCUGAUCGAGGACGGAGAGCGCUGCGGCCGCGCGGCGGGGAACGCGUCCUUCAGCAAGCGCAUCCAGAAGAGCAUCAGCCAGAGGAAGCUCAAGCUGGACAUCGACAAGAGCGUUCGUCAUUUGUACAUCUGUGAUUUCCACAAGAACUUCAUCCAGAGUGUUCGUAACAAGCGCAAGAGGAAGACGAGUGAUGACGGAGGAGAGUCCCCGGAUCAUGAUGUGGAGGUGCCCGAGGUGGAUCUGUUCCAGCUUCAGGUCAACACACUGAGACGCUACAAGAGGCACUACAAGAUCCAGACCAGACCUGGACUCAACAAAGCCCAGCUCGCAGAGACCGUGAGCCGCCACUUCCGAAAUAUUCCAGUCAAUGAGAAGGAGACGCUCACGUACUUUAUUUAUAUGGUGAAGAGCAGUAAAAGCCGGCUGGACCAGAAACCAGACGCGAGCAAACAAGUGGAAUAACGUUCUCUGACGAGUGGAGGAAAGCCAUGAUUUAUGACGUGCAGAUGUUAGCUGGCUUUGCAAUUCCUUAUGAAUACUAACUGUGUUUUUGUCCAUACGGGAGUCACACCAGUCACACGCGUGUGUAGUGAUGAUGAUGAUGAUGAUGAUGAUGAUGAUGAUGUGCCAAACCUCACAGUAACUCCAUUAAAGCGCUAGUGUUUGAGUGACGG
This is a messenger RNA of Carassius carassius (crucian carp), 1073 nucleotides long. Its product is annotated as histone deacetylase complex subunit SAP30L. Bases 325 to 861 code for a protein of 178 amino acids. Gene Ontology annotation, molecular function: transcription coregulator activity; protein binding. The record is from RefSeq and is a predicted model, not a curated record. The transcript is spliced from 4 exons. Gene Ontology annotation, biological process: regulation of DNA-templated transcription. Gene Ontology annotation, cellular component: histone deacetylase complex. Lineage: Eukaryota; Metazoa; Chordata; Actinopteri; Cypriniformes; Cyprinidae.